AAUCAUGAUGAGUGUAGAAGGGGACGACAAGCGAACCCGCACUCGGUCCAAAGGAAUCAGAGUUCCUAUUGAGCUUGUAGGACAAGAGCCGAGCUGCCCCACCCCUGGAUGCAAUGGCACUGGCCAUAUCAGUGGGAGAUACUCACGACACAGAAGCAUUCUGGGAUGUCCCAUAGCCAGGAAGCGUCGUCUAGAGGAGGCCGAGCAGGAGCAGGACGCAGAGCUGCCCCCCCCAAAGAGGAGGUCCAACCCCCUGAAACUGGCCCUGGACGAGGGCUUCAGCGCAGAGAGCGACGGCAGCAGCGAGGGGGAGGGAGAGAAGGAUGGAGAGAGAGGAGCAGAGACCAAGGAGGUGGAGGAGGCGGAGGAGGAGGAGGAAGAGGCAGCUGUAGAAGGGGACGAAGAGAAAGAGGACAUGAAGCAGAACGGACAGACACACGGACAGGAGGAGGAAGAGACACAGAUGGAGCAGGAAGAGGAGAGGGAAGAAGAGAAGGAGGAGAACACACCUGCCGCUGAUGCAGGAUUUGUUGACUGA
Molecule: messenger RNA, 538 nt
Organism: Notothenia coriiceps (black rockcod)
Lineage: Eukaryota; Metazoa; Chordata; Actinopteri; Perciformes; Nototheniidae
Product: myelin transcription factor 1-like protein
Exons: 7
Coding region: 5-538 (177 amino acids)
Biological process (GO): regulation of DNA-templated transcription
Cellular component (GO): nucleus
Molecular function (GO): zinc ion binding
Source: RefSeq, a predicted model, not a curated record